CCCCUCAUUUCUCCUCUCUCUCGUCAAACCGCUCCAACUUUUGCUAUCAUCGACCAACAAGCCAUCGACCGGCACCGCGAAGGUGUGAAGCAGAGCGUGUUAGAAGAUGAUGUGUUGAAGGAGGAGAUGAGGGAGUUGCUGUGUGUCGAAGAACUUGGAGAGGGAGCGGCGACGAAGGCUGCUGUCGAUGCGAACAUUCGCGCGCUUGUCGCCUCCAUAGAGACGCUGAAGCUACACUCACACACCAACAUCGGCCGCGCUGCCUAAAACACUGUGGUUGCUGCCGCCGCUGGAGAGGAGCACACGUGCGAUCCUGAUGACCCUUGCACCCCGGCUGAGCCUUGCACUCCUGCUGAGCCGCAGGGUGCCGUGAGCCUUGCCGCGCGAGCACAGGGUCUCGGUGUGACAGAUGCAACGUUCCGCGCGGCGCGUAUCCGGAUGCACAAGACUGACCACACCAUACCUCCAAAGGACGCUUUGGAGAAGGGGAGAUACCUCUGGGCUCCGCGCAAAGAAAGGACCGAUAAGAUGGACGAACGUGUCAUGGAUUUGGCGAGAAGGUUCUGGCACUCUGACGACAUUUCUCGUGCGUCGGGAGACUCAGGGACGGAAGCCGUGUGGAGGCCAUCGAAGAAGGCAGGGGAGGAGUAUCACCCCCGUAGGCAGCUCAUGGUCGCGGGGGAUCAAGUAUGGCGCAAGUUUCUGAAGUGGCCGGAAUACCUGGGGCUUAAGGCGGAGCUGCUGAGGGAAGACAGCAGCUUCACGGACCCUGGGCGGACGAUGUUCCUCUCGACGCGGUGUGGGUGUUUAGUGGAACCGAAGGUAUCGCAGUGUGCCUGCCAGAUCCACACGCAGCAGGGGCUGUAUCAUAAGGCAUUCGAGAUGUUGAUGCCUGCAAUACAUGCCAACUGUGAGUGCACGUGCAACUGGUGCGACGGGAGUGGUUGUGGAAAGUGGAUGGCCAUGUGUAAAGAUCUGCACAGUUUUUCUGAGGCUUUGGCUUGCGAGAAGGCAGGCUUUCUUGCGGAGGGCCGAGGGGGUAGGUUUGAGCACUGGGGUAGAAAGCCCGCAUGCGUUGCGAUGGAAUGCCCCGAAUACGGGUUUGGCAACCCAGGCGGCAUCCCCAUGAACUGCGAUGCCCUGGGGUCUAUGGCGGACAGAGUUGUCGGGUGGCUUCGAUUCGAGGAUCAAGUCAUGGAGGAUGGGAAGGUGCACAAGAAGCAGCAGCUACCCCAGGCCGGAAAACUGGGUGACCUGUGGGACGAGGUUGUGGAGCACUCGAAGAAGUACAUGCAUCACCACGAGCUAGCAAAGUGGCAGCGCCAAGCCCACAACAUGUGCCUGGCGACGUUCGCCUAAAGGCGAGCUGUUGGUGGAGACCGA
Molecule: messenger RNA, 1383 nt
Organism: Ectocarpus sp. CCAP 1310/34
Lineage: Eukaryota; Phaeophyceae; Ectocarpales; Ectocarpaceae
Source: the annotation of a GenBank genome assembly